AUGGCGUACGUUGCCUCAAGAUCACCAUAUGAUCCAUCAAUUCAAAACAUCGAAAGUAAACCUGGUGGCGUGUUCUUUGAUGCUGCAAAGAAAAUACUUGAUUCAGUAUAUGAAAAACCUAAACUGGAAACAAUUCAAGCUUUAUUGCUCCUAUCAUUAUCCGAAUCCAAUAUUUCAAGAAGGGAUAGUAGCUUCAUGUUUUUAGGCAUGGCUGUCUCGAUGUCAAAUUGUUUACAAUUGGAACGUGUGAACGAUUCAUUGUCGUCAGAGGAGAGCGAAGAAAGACGUAGAGUGUUUUAUUGUAUCUAUUGUCGCAACAGAUGGGUCUCCUUCAUUCACGCCAAACCAUACUCGGUUGAUGACAUGGACAUCAACGUACCGCUACCAGAACUACUCAACUUUGAUCAACAAACCAAAAGUUUCUUCAUUGCAUUAAUAAAACUAUCACAUAUCCUGGGCCAAAUAUGGAAGUUCGGCUAUACCACACAUCCAAAAGCCUGUUAUGAACAUUGGCAAAGUCACGUAGCUGAUCCAAAAAGUAUGUUGAGACAAAUCAGAUCUGCCUUGGCAAAAUGGUUGAAAGAAUUGCCGGACGAAUUACAGUAUCAGUAUUUGCCAGAUGCAGAUCCAGGAAGCCUUUUACACUUAUCCAGUUUCUCGGUGUUUUCUGGUUAUAUCAACAUUCUUUUCCACACUUGUCUCUUGUUAUUGCAUCAACCUUACCUCACAAAUUCAUCACCACUGUCAUUAUCAUCGAAAACAAAUGCUCAACAAACAAAAUACCAUAAUUACAAUCCCUACCAAUUUUAUAAUCCUGCCUUUGGAGCUUCCAAUAAAUAUGUUACAUCAUCGUCUCAAUUUAACAAUGUGCCAAUUAAAACUUGUUUAACAGCUGCAACAACCAUAACCGACAUAUCCAGAACAACAAGAAAAUUCGAUAAAACAGCGUUUUGUAAUUUCAUAUUUCCAGUUUAUGGUAUCUUACAAGCAGUUAUGCUCGAAUCUGUUAUAAUUAGUAAUGGGACAAUUGGUUCGACGGCCGAGUAUGCACAAGAAGCAAAAAAGGUGCUAAAUGACACAUUUGAAGAGUUAAAAUGUGUAGGAAAGGCUAUUAAUGUUGCUGAAAUGACGGAUGUUAUUAAAGAGGUGGAAAGAAUUUUGACGCUUACUAAUACAAAUGAUUUCACUAUACCUCUUCCAUUCCUAAUUCAACUUUUAGAAUUCCAAUCUAAUC
Molecule: messenger RNA, 1234 nt
Organism: Entrophospora sp. SA101
Lineage: Eukaryota; Fungi; Glomeromycota; Glomeromycetes; Entrophosporales; Entrophosporaceae
Source: the annotation of a GenBank genome assembly